Messenger RNA from Lactuca sativa (garden lettuce), 1228 nucleotides. RefSeq names its product rhodanese-like domain-containing protein / PPIC-type PPIASE domain-containing protein. NCBI's taxonomy places the organism in Eukaryota, Viridiplantae, Streptophyta, Magnoliopsida, Asterales, Asteraceae. The record is from RefSeq and is a predicted model, not a curated record. Gene Ontology annotation, molecular function: peptidyl-prolyl cis-trans isomerase activity.
GAUAUUUGCUAGAUUCCUCCAAUUUUUAUCCCGUCGUCUUCCUUGUCAGUCUCCCUUCCCCAAACACCAACUCCUUAGAAUAGAAAUCAAAACUAAAACUAAACCCUACCAAGUAAAACAAAACCCCAAAGUAUGCUGAGAGCUUCUUGUAAUCUACCAUCAAUAGCUUCCCCAGCUAUCAGCAUAUGCGCUGUUAGACUCUCUCUCUUUCCAAUCUUUAAUCUCACACCUUCAUCUUCGGCCAGGAGAAUCGCCACCGCAUUUGCUCCAUCAUCUGCCCUUGUAUCCCAAACCCUUAAUUAUUCGACAUCUUCUCUAACUUUGAAAAGGGUUCUGCGCAUGAUGGAUCAUCCAGCUCCCAGAGCAUCAGCAUCAUAUAGCACUGGGAGUAAUGAUGUUGGUAGAGAAGUAUUGGUGCAGCACUUGCUUGUUAAAGAGGAGGAUCAAAACAUUUUGUAUGAGCUGCAGAAAAGAGUUAUACGAGGGGAGGAUUUAAGUGACUUGGCAGUUGAAUAUUCAAUUUGUCCAUCAAAGGAAGAAGGUGGUAUGCUUGGUUGGGUUAGAAAGGGACAAAUGGUGCCUGAGUUUGAGGAAGCUGCAUUUAAUGCUCCAUUAAACAAAGUGGUUAAAUGUAAAACUCAAUUUGGAUGGCAUUUAUUGCAAGUUUUAUCAGAGAGGGAAGAAUCUGUACUUGUAGACAUUCAACCUGAAGAUUUUCAUGUAAAAUUGCAAGAUCCUGAUUUCCUUGAAGAUGCUCAAUGUAUUGAUGUUCGAGAACCACAUGAAGUGGAGAGAGCCUCUUUAUCAGGAUUUCAAGUUCUUCCACUUCAGCAGUUUGGGACGUGGGGCCCAGAAAUCACCACAAAGUUAGAUCCUCAAAAGGAUACUUAUGUUCUGUGUCAUCAUGGAAUGCGCUCAUUGCAAGUUGCCAAAUGGUUGCAAACACAGGGGUUUAGAAAAAUAUACAACAUUGCGGGUGGAAUCCAUGCAUAUGCACUCAAGGUUGAUCAAUCAAUUCCCACAUAUUGAGCACCAAGUUGUUGCUCACUCAUUAUUUGCAGUUUUUUUUUUUUUUUUUUUUAAUUAUUUAUUGCUCACUCAUUUGUAGCAAAGUGAGGAAUCUUGAUAUUAAUCAAAUUGAACUACAAUGUGACUAAUCAAAAACAAUUUUGAAUUCUAUCGCGUAUUUUUCUAAAGAAAAUAAAAGGAAAGGAAAUCACUUGAUGCA